This is a messenger RNA of Histoplasma capsulatum G186AR, 1053 nucleotides long. RefSeq names its product impact family protein. The record is from RefSeq and is a predicted model, not a curated record. Bases 1 to 981 code for a protein of 326 amino acids. Gene Ontology annotation, molecular function: protein binding. The transcript has a single exon. Gene Ontology annotation, cellular component: cytoplasm. NCBI's taxonomy places the organism in Eukaryota, Fungi, Ascomycota, Eurotiomycetes, Onygenales, Ajellomycetaceae. Gene Ontology annotation, biological process: regulation of translational initiation.
AUGACCUCGUGCCCGAACGAUGAGCUCGCCGAAGAGAUCAAUUCCGUCAAUGCAAUAUACGACCCUUCCACAAUAACGCUGACAUCAAACCCGUCCAAUUCCCCUCCCCGUCGGCCGAAUGAGCUACCAGUCACAACCACAAUAAUCCUCCGGAUACCCAAUCGGCCAGAUUUCUCGUUCCUUCUUGGUUUCGACAGCAAAUACCCCUCUAGUCCUCCCCGAGUCAUUGGCACUGCGUCCACCAGUUCUCGGGGUGAAGGGAAAAAAUGUCUCGAUAUAUUGAGUGGCUCAGUGCAGAAAGUGUGGCAAGAUGGCUUCGUCUGUCUUUAUGAUCUUAUAGAGGAAUGCGUGGAGCGGUUCGGAGAUAUGCGAGGGGGAGAGCUUGAGGAAUCCGCAGCCGCAGCAGCAGAUGCUGCUGCUGGCGGCGAAACUGCGGACACCUCCACUCCAGUAUCUCCAACAGUAGAUACAACUUCUUCACCACCAUCAUUACAUGCGUCAUUUGGUCUCGAGAGUCCCCCAGACUGGGUCGUUUCAGAAACCGUGACGGAGAAGAAAUCAGUGUUCAUUGCCCGUGUCGCCCGAGUCCAAUCGACAGAGACGGCGAAAAAAUAUCUCGAUUACCUUCUUGGUACGGAGAAGAAGAUCGCAGCGGCAACGCACAAUAUCACAGCCUGGCGAAUCAAGCAAAAACCCGGGCAGGGUCCCAAUGGGGUUCCUUCUGGUGAGGAAACUAUCUUUCAAGAUUUCGAUGAUGACGGCGAAACCGCUGCUGGGGGCAGAUUGUUACAUCUUAUGCAGUUGAUGGAUGUAUGGGAUGUGGUCGUCGUUGUGACCCGAUGGUAUGGGGGAGUUAAGUUGGGCCCUGACCGAUUCCGAAUCAUCAAUACAGCCGCCCGUGAUGCCCUGUUGAAGGCUGGAUUUACGAAGUUUGAAGGAGGCACUUCCCAGGAAAAGGGCAAGAAAAAAGGUAAACGAUAAAUAAUUAUGGUGCCUUUACAUACUUCCUAACUUUUACGGCAUUCUCACUGCCUAUCAAAAAAAAAAAAAAAA